Lasiodiplodia theobromae is the source of this 2490-nucleotide messenger RNA. Its product is annotated as Aconitate mitochondrial protein. Gene Ontology annotation, molecular function: aconitate hydratase activity; 4 iron, 4 sulfur cluster binding. Gene Ontology annotation, biological process: tricarboxylic acid cycle. NCBI's taxonomy places the organism in Eukaryota, Fungi, Ascomycota, Dothideomycetes, Botryosphaeriales, Botryosphaeriaceae. Gene Ontology annotation, cellular component: mitochondrion; cytosol. The transcript is spliced from 3 exons. Bases 1 to 2490 code for a protein of 829 amino acids. The record is from RefSeq and is a predicted model, not a curated record.
AUGGCAGGCCAGGCAAUUACUAUGCGGGCUAAUGCCCUCAGGGCUGCCCGUAUCGCACAAGCCAAGUCAUCGGCCAGCGUGCCACUUCGCCCGCUGCUGCAAAGCAGACGGCACCUGGCAACCGCUCAGUCUCCCACGCCGCCGCCGAACUUCGACGUCGCUUCUCGCACCCCUCCUUACCCGAAGCUGCUCAAGAAGCUGUCCGAAGUCCGCAGCGUGCUGGGCUCUGAACGCAAGCUCACGCUCGCUGAGAAGAUCCUCUACUCCCAUCUGGAUAACCCCGAGGAGUCGCUCCUGACCGGCACGAACAAUGGAAAGGAUGUCCGCGGUGCGGCCAACCUCAAGCUCAAGCCCGACCGGGUUGCUAUGCAGGAUGCCUCGGCGCAGAUGGCCCUGUUGCAGUUCAUGUCCUGUGGCCUCCCCACCACUGCCGUCCCUGCAAGCAUCCACUGCGACCACAUGAUCGUUGGUGAGAAGGGUGCCGACACCGAUCUCCCGCGGUCCAUCCAGGGCAACAAGGAGGUCUUCGACUUCCUCGAGAGCGCUGCUAAGAAAUAUGGUAUCGAGUUCUGGCCGCCGGGCGCUGGUAUCAUCCACCAGACCGUCCUGGAGAACUACAGUGCGCCGGGUCUUAUGAUGCUUGGAACGGAUAGCCACACGCCUAACGCCGGCGGUCUUGGUGCCAUUGCCAUUGGUGUUGGUGGUGCGGAUGCGGUCGACGCCCUGGUCGAUGCGCCUUGGGAGUUGAAGGCCCCCAAGAUUUUGGGUGUUAGGCUCGAGGGAAAGCUCAGCGGCUGGGCUAGCCCUAAGGACGUUAUCCUGACUCUUGCUGGCAAGCUGACUGUGCGUGGUGGCACUAACCACAUCAUCGAGUACUUCGGCCCCGGUGUCGAUUCUCUCAGCUGUACUGGUAUGGCUACUAUCUGCAACAUGGGCGCAGAAGUUGGUGCUACUACGUCGCUAUUCCCCUUCUCCUCUGGACACGUCCCUUACCUUGGCGCUACCUACCGUGAGUCGAUUGCCAACGCUGCCAGCGCCAUUGCGUCUUCUCCCGAACAGCAGAACCUCCUUCGUGCCGACUCCGGCGCCCAGUACGACCAGAUCAUCACCAUAAACCUUUCGGAGCUGGAGCCUCACAUCAACGGGCCCUUCACUCCGGAUCUUUCGACGCCUCUCAGCAAGUUCAAGGACACCGUUGAGGAGAAGGGCUGGCCCAAGACUUUCGGCGCUGGUCUCAUCGGCAGCUGUACCAAUUCAAGCUACCAGGAUAUGACGAGAGCGGAGGAGCUUGUCAAGCAGGCUCAAGCAGCUGGUCUGAAGCCCAAGGCGAACUUCUUCAUUACCCCUGGCAGUGAGCAAAUUAGAGCCACGCUCGAGAGAGACGAGACUCUGGACACUUUCUCCUCUGCUGGCGGCACCGUUCUGGCCAACGCUUGCGGACCUUGCAUUGGACAGUGGAAGCGUACUGACGAAGUCGCGAAGGGUGAGGCGAAUGCCAUUUUCACCAGCUACAACCGUAACUUCCCUGCCAGAAACGAUGGUAACAGACAAACGAUGAACUUCCUGGCCUCGCCCGAGCUGGUCACCGCUCUCAGCUAUGCCGGCAGCACUACCUUCAACCCCAUGACCGACUCUAUUCCCACUGCCUCUGGCACUCCUUUCAAGUUCGCUCCUCCUAAGGGCCAGGAUCUUCCCUCCGCCGGUUUCGAGAUCGGCAACCCCGACUUCCUUCCCACCCCCGGCAAGCCUGACCCCAGCGUUGAGGUUAAGGUUGACCCUAAGUCCUCGCGUCUCGCUCUUCUCGAGCCUUUUGCACCUUUCCCCGACUCUGAGCUUACUGGUCUCCGCGUUCUCUACAAGGUCAAGGGCCAGUGCACAACGGACACGAUCAGUGCUGCCGGCCCAUGGCUCAAGUACAAGGGCCACCUGCCCAACAUUGCCGAGAACACCCUCAUCGGUGCCGUGAACGCUGCGACCGGCGAGACUAAUGUUGCUUACGACACUGACGGCAGCUCGUGCGGUAUCCCCGAAUUGGCUAAGCGGUGGAAGGACCAGGGUCUGGAGUGGAUCGUUGUCGCCGAGCACAACUACGGCGAGGGUAGCGCCAGAGAACACGCAGCCCUUCAACCCAGAUACCUGGGUGGCCGCGUGAUCCUCUCCAAGUCGUUCGCCCGUAUUCACGAGACCAACCUCAAGAAGCAGGGUGUCGUCCCGCUCACGUUUGUCAACGAGAAUGACUACGACCUCAUUGACGCGUGCGACGAGAUCAGCACCGAGGGUCUGUACGACGUGCUCAAGGCCGGUGGUAAGGGCGAGAUCAAGCUUAAGCUGAAGAAGAGGAACGGCGAAGAGAAGCUCAUCAGCACGAAGCACACGCUGAGCCGAGACCAGUGUGGUUUCAUCCUGGCCGGCAGCGCGCUCAACCUGCUGGCCCGCAUGGGUAGGGAGAGUCAGGAAGAGAUCACGAGACAGGCGGAGCUCUCUGAUUAA